Molecule: messenger RNA, 366 nt
Organism: Racocetra fulgida
Lineage: Eukaryota; Fungi; Glomeromycota; Glomeromycetes; Diversisporales; Gigasporaceae
Source: the annotation of a GenBank genome assembly
AUGCCAGCUAUGCGCGCUUCUGCUUUGCGAGGUCCCAUUACUCCACCAACGCUCAUUGAGCAUAAAAAUCUUCGUUUUUUGAUUGCAGAUGCGCCUUCUGAUAAUAAUUUGUCUCUUUAUAUCCAGGAAUUUGAAAGAUUUAAUGUAACUGAUGUCGUUCGUGUCUGCGAUCCUACCUACCACAUUGAACCCCUAGAAGACCGUGGAAUGAAAGUUCAUGAUUGGGUAUUUGGUGAUGGUGAAGCUCCACCAACUCAAAUAGUCAAUGACUGGCUUGAUCUUGUUCAAAAGCGAUUCGGUGAAAUAGUCUCAGAUGAAGAGAGACCAACCAUUGCAUGUCAUUGUGUAGCCGGACUUGGCCGGUAA